Molecule: messenger RNA, 417 nt
Organism: Homarus americanus (American lobster)
Lineage: Eukaryota; Metazoa; Arthropoda; Malacostraca; Decapoda; Nephropidae
Product: repetitive proline-rich cell wall protein-like
Exons: 2
Coding region: 1-417 (138 amino acids)
Source: RefSeq, a predicted model, not a curated record
AUGUUCAGGCCACAGGUGUUCAGGCCACAGGUGUCAGACAGGUGUUCAGGCCACAGGUGUUCAGGCCACAGGUGUCAGGCCACAGGUGUUCAGCGACAGGUUCAGCCACAGGUGUUCAGGCCACAGGUCAGCCACAGUGUAGCCACAGUGUCAAGGACAGGUGUUCAGCCAGGUGUUCAGGCAGGUGUUCAGCCAGGCGACAGUCACAGGUGUUCAGGCCAGGUGUUCAGGCCACAGGUGUUCAGGCCACAGGUGUUCAGGCCACAGGUGUUCAAGCGACAGGUGUUCAGGCCACAGGUGUUCAGGCCACAGGUGUUCAGGCCACAGGUGUUCAGGACAGGUGUUCAGGCCACAGGUGUUCAGGCCACAGGUGUUCAGGCCACAGGUGUUCAAGCGACAGGUUCUUACAACGGGUGA